AUGUCGUUUAAAAUCACGAAAACGGAAUGUUUAGAUUUCAGUCCAACAUUUGAUUCUCGUUUUGGUUGCGGUAAAUCAGAUGAAGAAAACACCACUUCAAUACCCGUACUGAGUUUAGUUCAGUUCUCUUACGAGAGAGCUCCUUUCGUGCCAUUUGGGAGGGUUAGGUUAGGAUCAUCAAAAUCACUGCCUUUACGAAUUGAUAAUCCCACCGAGGAUGCAACAACGGCAGUCAGAGUGGAUAAAAUCUCAGCAUCCAAAGGCUUUUCAAUUGACCAGACUUGUUUUAGUUUUCAGUCUGAGGACAGUAUUAUUUUAACUGUCACUUGGACACCAGUUGAAGAAGGUGGGGUUUGAGAACUCCUCACAUUUGUUGCAAAUGGCAUUGUCAAACAUCAAGCAAUACUGCUUGGAAAAGCAGAGGCGACAAAAAAGAAAAAGAAAACCCUAUGGGAUUCAAUUAAACCCAAGAAAGGGGUCCCAGCACCAACAAAAGAAAAAAAUGUGGCUUCGAUGUCAAUAAAGGCAACAAACAAGACAUUUCACGUGUCUUGCCAGUCGCGAUACAGCAAGGAUAGAACAUCAAACCCGUUGUCGCCAUUAAACCAGGAAAGGCCUGCCAAUGGCGGAAGUAUUGUCAUUGCAAACACGCCAUUGUCCACUCCACCGAUUUCAAAGCCCGCAUUUGUAACAGAGGCUUUUGAUGAUCUGCAUUUACAAAGUAACUCUCCAGUUGUUGUUGUAGUACCAGUGGAGAGAUUGCUUGAUACACCAGAUAAAAAGGAUGUGCCGCCUUUAUAUAAAGAAGAGUGCAAAGUGAUCACAAGGGUUUUGAAUAUAACGCUCUCUCCUACUAGCACUCCAGAGAGGUUUAGAAAUUCAUUACAUUACUUUCAGAGUCCACUAACUGUGAUUGGAAAAUUUUCACAGGCUGAACGACUGGAACCAGAGAAACCAUCUCUGUCUGUUAAAAAUGCUCUCCAUGUUAUAGGAUCAGAUCUUGCACAUGCAAUAAGCCCUCCAUAUGCACGCUCAAGCUUUGACUUUUCCGAUUCUCUUGAAUCUGAAAAGUUGGAUCCAGAAUCAGUUGCUGAAACAUCAUUUAAAGCCACUGUGGACAGUUCCCCACCAGUUGAAGCUCCUCACCCAAGGUUGACCUACUGUGUUAAACCCAACAAAGCCUUAGGAAUAGAAUCAAAUCAUGACCGGUUUCCACUCAAAUCAUUACCUAUAAGCACCUCUACAGUGACUAAGUUGAAUAAAGUGGAUGAUGCCCUUGAUCUUGAAGAUUUGAAGCCCAAGAAGGUUCCAAUUAAUUCUACCACAGUGACCAAAAGCAAAGCAGAAGCCUCUGAGAGUCCAGCCUUGCGUAAGAAGACCAGACGCAGACUUCUAGAGAAGACCUUGGAGCUCUCAGAACCUAGUAAUGCAGAAUCGAACACAAGCUCUCCGGAGAGCAACUCUUCUCUACCCAUCAUUGGCUCUGAUUCAAGUGCAGAUGUGGCCCUUGAACCAAAAACUCUCCUAACUUUAAUGCAGGUUACAACAGAGAAACCAACUUCAUAUUUAUCCCCACCUUCUGAACACCUUUUGUCAUUAAUUUCCCCCAUACGCUCUCAGCCUGAAGUUCUGCCCUCCUUUAGUCAGACUCAAAAAAACAUUCUGGAGUUGGCAAUUGCUAAAGCCUCUGACAAGGUGUCAUCAGGUCUUUGUUUGGACCAAUUUCCUGUGCAUUGCAAGACAUUAGCGGCAAAAAAACGAAAAAGUCAUGAAUUUUUGAGAGAUCACCCCGAAGACACAUCAAACCUCCAAGCGAAGAAGUGCCGAGAGAAAACAUUAACUUCAAGGACUACAUCUGGACAGCAGGAUCGAAACCCUAUAGCUCCGCCGAGUUCAAAAAAGUUAACAAAACCUCCACUUAAGAAAUCCUUUCCAAAAACUAUUCAAAAUGAUGGUCAGUCUGUGAAGUCACUCAGUAUCUCAACUCGAAAGCCUGCAAAGAUAGUGGCUGUGGCACAGGCCAAACUAACCUUUAUGAGGCCAACGCAGACAGCCAUACUAAGGCAUCCACUACCAUUUGCCGCAAAGAACAUGUUUUAUGAUGAACGAUGGAUUGAGAAGCAGGAAAAGGGCUUCUCCUGGUGGAUGAAUUACUUUCUCACUCCUGAUGACUUCAAAGUUGCUACUGAAGUUACCAAAGUGAGUGCCUUGUCUAUAACAAUGGGAGAUGAGAAAUUCAACAUACCCAAGCCACCAACAAAGGAGGAGAUGUCUUUUAGAACUUACACAGCCCGUCAACGUCUCAACCGCCUUCGGCGAGCUGCUUGCAAGCUUUUCUCUUCAGAUACCAUGGUAAAGGCCAUCCAGAGACUGGAACUGGAGGUAGAAGCCAAGAGGCUUCUUGUGCGAAAAGACAGACAUCUUUGGAAGGACAUAGGUGAGCGUCAAAAAGUUCUCAACUGGCUUGUAUCGUACAAUCCACUUUGGCUAAGAAUUGGACUUGAGACAAUCUUUGGGGAGCUGAUAUCACUUGAAAGCAACAGUGAUGUCAUGGGACUGGUGAUGUUCAUUCUUGGACGUCUGCUCUGGAACCCAGAUAUAGCUGCUGAGUUCAGACACGCUAAAGUGCCCCAUUAGUACAGAGAUGGCCACGAGGAGGCGCUCUCUCGCUUCACUCUAAAGAAACUUAUUCUGCUGGUCUGCUUUCUGGAUAAGGCCAAAGAGUCCAGACUGAUUGAACAUGAUCCUUGUUUGUUCUGCAUGGAUGCUGAGUUUAAGUCAAGUGAAGAUCUCCUCUUGGCAUUCUCACGAGACUUCCUCAGCGGUGAAGGGAUUUUAUCACAUCACCUCAGCCACCUUGGCUUAGCAGUGUCCCAUGUUCAGACUCCUUUGGAUGAGUUCAACUUUGCCGUGAAGAAUCUUGCUGUUGACUUGAGAUGUGGCAUUCGUUUGGUGCGUGUCAUGGAGCUCUUCACUCUAGACUGGACUUUGUCUAAAAAGCUCCGGAUACCCACUGUUAGCCGCCUGCAGAAAGUGCACAAUGUUGACAUUGCACUGCAGGUGCUGAAAAACAAAGGUGUAGACCUUAAAGAUGAGUAUGGAGCGACCACUGACUCCAGAGACAUUGUGGAUGGACACAGGGAAAAGACCCUGAACCUCCUUUGGAAAAUCAUCUUCACCUUCCAGGUAGAAGUGCUACUUGAUGAGAAUCAGCUCAAAGAGGAAAUCAGUUUCCUCUGGAAAACCUGGAGAACAAAACAGAAGUUGGCCUCACUAAUGGCUAAUAGAGGUGUUGUAGUGAAGAAGAUGAAGGCCAGACAAGCAUUUGAAUAUCCCAGCCAGAAAGUAACACUGUUGCUGGACUGGGUCAAUGCUGUUUGUGAGUUCUACAAUUUAAAGGCUGAGAACUUUACAGUGUCAUUCUCAGAUGGCCGUAUCAAAGGAGCUGUCGGAUGCCUUACCCACGAUGCAAGCUGGUAACUUUUACAUCCUAAUUUUAUAGGUAAAGUAUUUUUUUCAUUUUAUCAAUGUAAAUAUCUUACUAACUGUGUGCUUUUUGUGUUGGGUUCAGAAUCCCUUUCAGUGGACUUCAGAGAGCUUUUAGAGAAUGAGAGAAAUAAUUUUCAGUUGGUGAACACUGCUGUGUCUAAUCUUGGAGGAGUUCCUGCCAUGAUAAAUCCAGAGGAUAUGUCCAACACAAUCCCAAAUGAAAAGGUGGUCACAUGUUACCUCUCCUUCCUUUGUGCUCGUCUCCUGGAUCUCCGCAAUGAAACAAGAGCAGCCCGUGCCAUUCAGGGUGCAUGGCGGCGAUACAAGCUACAGAAAGAUAUUGAGCUUCUAAGGCAAAAGAACCUGGCUGCCAGUAAAAUCCAGGCCCUUGUGCGGAAGUUCAUUCUGAGAAAAAGGCUAAUUCGACAGAAUAAGGCAGCCAUUAUGAUCCAGGCCUUCUGGAGAGGAUACGCUGCACGAGAAAAGUUAAGAGUGCUACAACAAGAAAGACAUUUUGCUCUUCAAAAGGCAGCUGCAACUGUAAUUCAGAAAACAUACAAAGCUUGGAGGAUUCAAACUGUCCUGAAGGAAAACCAUGCUGCUUCUCUGAUCCAAGGGGCUUUUCGAAAGUGGCAUGCAAACAGAGUGAUGGAAAGAAACACUGCAGCCUUGCAGAUUCAAUCAUGGUACAGAAUGCAGAGUUGUGUAAAACAGUACCUGGAAAUGAAAAGCAAUGCUAUCUGUAUUCAAGCAUGGUUCAGAGGUCAUAUUCAAAGAUGCAAUUUUGAGACUUUAAAAAAAAGGCAUAAUGCUUCAGUCAUAAUUCAGAGUGCAUUUAGGGCCUACCUUGUGAGGCAACAGAUAUCUAAAAUGAAGCAAAGUGCUGUCUUUAUUCAGAGGUGGUUUCAAGCCUGCAUGCUUAGGAAAGCAGAGCAGAAGAGGUAUCUGGAGCUUAAAUCUGCAGUUAUCACUCUGCAAGCAACUCUCCGUGGAUGGAAGGUCCGCAGAACAGUGGCUCAACGCCAGCAAGCUGCACUUCUGAUUCAAACUGCUUUCAGGAGGCUUAUGGCUCAAAGGCACUUUAUGUCUUUGAAAAGAUUGGCCAUCAUUCUACAACAGAGAUAAGUACUUGGAGACAAGGUAAGACAGGAGUGUAAGUCUCUUAAAUUCGCUUCAGUGACAGUCCAAGCAAUGUGGCGAGGACGAGCUGAGAAGAGGAAGAUUGGUCAACUUCACACAUGUGCCAAGAUCAUUCAGUCACACUAUCGUAGAUAUGCGGCUCAGACUCAGUUUUUGGAAAUGAAACGGUUUGCCUUAGUCAUUCAAAGACAAUACAGAGCUCUCAAAGAGGGACAGAAAAUGUACACAGAAUACACUGAAAUUAAAAAAGCGGCCAUUGUGCUUCAGAGUGCUUAUCGUGGCAAGAGAGUAAGGCAAUACCUGCAGAAGAAGAACAAAGCAGCAACUUUGAUUCAGUCAGCGGUGAGGGCAUAUAGUUGCCGGCAGAGGUUCUUGGCUCAAAUACAGGCAGCUAUUGUCAUUCAACGAACCUAUCAGGCUUUUGCGCUUGGACGAUGUCAGAGAGACCAUUUUAUGCACUUGAGGCAGGCCACUGUAACGCUCCAGGCCAUAUACCGUGGCUCCAAAGUGAGACUAAAUUUAAGACGUGAGCAUCAAGCUGCUACUAUCAUUCAAGCUCAUUUCCGAAUGCAUAAACUACGCAUUGCAUUUCUUGCUGAAAAGUUUGCUGCUAUCGUUAUACAGCAACGAUACAGAGCUUACAGAAUUGGAAAAUGCACACAAGCUACAUUCUUGCAGAUGAAAAAUGCUGCUGUAGUAAUUCAGUCAGCGUUUAGAGGAAUGAAAGUUCGCAAUCAUUUGCAAAAAUCACACCAAGCUGCAACAAUGAUUCAGGCUCAUUUCCGAGGGCAUUCCCAACUCAAAAAGUACCAAAGACAACAGAUGGCUGCAUCAAUUUUUCAACAGCGAUUCAGGGCUAUCAUGACUAAAAAUGCUGUCAUGAAGCAAUAUGCAGCUUUAAAAAAAUCUGCACUUUGUAUCCAGUCAGCUUUCCAUGGAAUGAUGGUUAGGAAGCAGAUUGCAGAAAAUCACAAAUCUGCCUUAAUAAUCCAGAAGACAUACAGAGCGUACAAGCAACGCCAGAAUUACCUUUCUCUCAGAAGUGCCACCAUCCAUAUUCAGCAGCAAUACAGAGCAAUUUUAAGUGCAAGGCAACAACGUAAAAGCUUUUGCUGCUUGCGAGCAGCUGCCAUCACCUUGCAGUCUGUGUACCGAGGGAUAAAUGUAAGGAAAGGGAUCAAUAAAAGACAUGAAGCAGCCACUGUGAUUCAGGCCUGGUACCGAAUGUACAGAACUAGAGUGCCAUUUAAAGCCAAGAGACUUGCUGCAGUGGUCAUACAGAGACAAUACAAGUACCAUCUACUGAGAAGAGAGGCAAGGGAGAAUUUUUUACAGCUGUGGAGUAGCGCAAUAGUAAUUCAGGCUAUGUACAAAGCAAACCGGACACGGCGUGAAAUUGCUAGAAUGCAUUUUGCUGCCACAGUCAUUCAAAGGCAGUACUUUGCCUACAAAGAAAGAAAGCACUUUUUGUCUAUCCGAGCAGCUGUUGAAUUCUGUCAGCAGCGCUAUCGAUCCAAUUUGGCAGCAAAAAAAAAUCUGAGAGAUUAUGUUGCUAAACGCCACGCUAUUGUUUCAAUCCAGGCAGCUUUCAGAGGAAUGAAGGUCCGCCAACAGGUCCGCGUAGAGCAUGAGGCUGCAACAAUCAUUCAGUCCCAUGUGAGAAAGCACAUUCUCAAGUUGCGCUUCAAGAGACUUCGGUGGGCAGUUUCUGCUGUUCAACAGCGUUUCAGAGUUAAAAAAAUUAUGAAGCAAGAUAUGGCAGCAUUAAAAGGAAAGAAGAAUGCUGCUGUGGUUCUACAAGCAGCAUAUCGUGGCAUGAAGUCCCGACAGACUUUGAAACAAAUGCAUUAUUGUGCCAGCGCCAUUCAGAGAACGUUCAAGGCUUAUAGUGCUCGUAGACGAUAUUUAGCCCUAAAAUGUGCCGCCACUGUUAUUCAGCAAAGAUAUCGUUUCAGAAAUGCUGCCAAACAGCAAAGAAAACACUUUCUUAAAAUGUGCCAAAGUGCACUUGUUCUGCAAGCAUGCUACAGAGGUCAUAAAGUUAGGAGGACUAUAUUACUACAGCAUCAGGCAGCUGUCUUGAUUCAAUCUUAUUUUAGAUGCCACAAAGAGAUGGUAAAGUUCCAGACCAUGAGAUUGUCCGCAAUCAUUAUCCAGAGCCAUUACAGGUCAUAUACCCAGGCAAGAGCAGAUCGGGAGAACUAUCUACUUUUGAGAAAGUCUACCUUAGUCAUUCAGGCAGCUUUUAGAGGACUCUAUGCCAGGAGACAAUUAGAUGAAAUGCACAAAGCUUCCAUCAUCAUACAGGCUGCAUUCCAGAUGCAUAAGAAAAGGUUGGUAUUCAAGAGACAAUGCUGGGCGGCCAGGAUUCUCCAGCAGAGGUUCAGAGCUUUGAAACUCAGAGACAAGCAAGUGCAGAGAUUCCAACGUGUGAGGAAUGCUGCAAUAUGCCUUCAGAAGUCUUUCAGAGGGAAGAAGGGAAGAGAAUUUACCAGACGAACCAAAGCCACAAGAAUCAUCCAGGCCUACCUAAGGAUGUCUGUCCAAAGACAGCAUUUCCUGAAAGAAAAGGCUGCAGCAAUUGUUAUUCAGUCUGCUUACAGAGGCUAUUGCACCAGAGUUGCGCAUGCUAAGAUGCAAGAAAGUGCAACACUUAUCCAGAAUUGGUAUAGAUCCUGUAAACUCAUCUUGAAAGAACGGAAUGGAUUCGUAGGUCUUCGGCAAGCAACGCUUACAUUGCAGUCUGCCUUGCGUGGAAUGCUGGCGAGGUGGCUUGCAAAACGGAGGCAAGCUGCAAUCAAGAUCCAGUCUGUGUUGCACAUGCACGUACACCGCAAGUGCUAUAUGAUGCUCUCCUCAAGUGUUGUGAAGUUGCAAGCGCAUUACAGAAUGUUUGUGGCCCAGAGAAGAUACCACAGAUGUAAGUCUGCAGCUGCUACUCUACAGAAGCAUUACAGAGCACAUAGGGCAAAAUUAGAGCAGAGAAGGCGUUACUGUAAGACAAUCCAAUGCAUCAAGAUCCUUCAGGCCAGAGUGCGUGGAAGCAUUGAGUACAGAAGAUUUCAAAGAUUAAGGGCAAGCACCAUCAUUAUUCAGGCACAUUAUCGAGGAAUGAUUGAGAGAUACAAGUUUCAGAAACUCAAGGAAGCUGUUUGCGUUAUACAGAAGCAUUACAGGGCUUUCCGAAUCUGUCAGAGAGAGCGUGCACAGUUCCUUCAGCUGCGAAGUUCUGCUGUUGUGAUACAAACAGCAUUUCGUGCUUAUCAAGAAAGACAACAUGCUUUGCAAACACAAGCUGCGUGGACAAUUCAGGCCUGGUUCAGAGUACACCAAGCUAGGCAAAACUACAUCUUAAAACUGGCUGCUAUUGCAACCAUUAGACGAUGUAUUCAAACAAGAUGCCAACGUUCAAAAUAUCAAGCAGUCCAGCACAGUGUUCAGAUCAUUCAACAAAGAUGGAGGGAAACUCUGAUUGCCAGAAAACAGCAAGCUGACUUCCUGAGGUUAAGAAUGUCUGUUAUAUGUAUCCAGGCAUUAUGGAGAGGUGCAAGUGUUAGAGAUUCAAUUCAAAAGCAAAUAAAAGCUGCUGUGAAGAUACAAUCAGCUUUCAGAGGUUGCACCGUAAGGCGACAGUAUAAACGGCAGAGAGCCUCCGCUAUAAUUCUACAGCAGCAUUUCCGAGCCUUGCAGCUAGCCAGAGUCGAGAAAGAGAAUCUAAGACGACGACACAAUGCUGCAGUUUGUCUACAGGCUUUAAGUCGUGGUUGGCUCACAAGACAAUGGGUACGAGCAGAAACAGCCACCAGACUUUCACCAGAAUGCUGUGAACGUCUUGUUGAAAGUGGAGCCACACGCACCAUCUUCACUUUGAUUAGGAGCUGCAACCGUAGUGUGCCUUCAAUGGAGAUCAUCACCUUAUCCAUCCAAGUCCUUCUCAACUUGUCAAAAUACAACAGAACCAUUGAUGCCGUCUAUGAUGUUGACGGCUCUGUAGAAACUCUACUGGAUCUCCUGCAGAUCUACAGGGAAAAGCCUGGUGAUAAGGUUGCAGAUAAAGGGGGCUGCAUCUUUACCAAGGCUUGUUUUCUCUUGGUUCUGUUGGUCCAGGAUGAAAGGAGAGCAAUGGAGGUGCGAAAACAGCCCAAGACUUCAUAUCGCAUUCACAGCAUUUACCGGCUCACGCUUCGAAAAUGCAAGAUGGACGCAGAGAGGACCAAGGUCAAGCAGAAAAUGAAUGCAUCUCUCAAUGGGAGUUUCCUUCAAGCCACCCCUCGCAAAUCAAAACCAAUGGCCAGGUUUGCUCCAGACUGGGUUCUACGGCGUGACAAAAUGAAGGACAUUGUCGACCCUCUUCGUGCUAUUCAGAUGCUUGCAAAUGCUCUUGCUCUGGUGCCUUGAAAAUAUUUGCAGCAA
Messenger RNA from Xyrauchen texanus (razorback sucker), 9042 nucleotides. Its product is annotated as abnormal spindle-like microcephaly-associated protein homolog. Gene Ontology annotation, molecular function: protein binding. NCBI's taxonomy places the organism in Eukaryota, Metazoa, Chordata, Actinopteri, Cypriniformes, Catostomidae. The record is from RefSeq and is a predicted model, not a curated record. Gene Ontology annotation, cellular component: spindle pole. Gene Ontology annotation, biological process: establishment of meiotic spindle localization; spindle organization; mitotic cell cycle.